This is a messenger RNA of Capronia coronata CBS 617.96, 1164 nucleotides long. RefSeq lists its product as uncharacterized. NCBI's taxonomy places the organism in Eukaryota, Fungi, Ascomycota, Eurotiomycetes, Chaetothyriales, Herpotrichiellaceae. The record is from RefSeq and is a predicted model, not a curated record. The transcript has a single exon. The coding region runs from base 1 to 1164 and encodes 387 amino acids.
AUGCCCCGACAUACACUGGGCCGGGCCUGGUCCAAGGGGUCGCCGACAUCGUCUGCCAGUUCCGCUUCGACCCGCAGUAACGACUCCGGCCAUUCCGGUCACACCCAAUAUACCAACCUUACCUCAUACAGCGACACAAAACCCAUAGUCACACAUUCUCACAAUUGUGAUGAUGAGAUGGUUGUCGGGCCUUGCAACUGCAGAGAUGAGCAAGACGUCGAUCCCCGAGCGUCCAGCGAGACCUAUGCUUCCUCCGUCGCCUCACAGGAAGCUGAUUCGAAACCGACGACCCUCUGUCCACCGACAAGGCGGCUAUGUUAUAAAUCCGACGCCGUUGGUACCACGCCUGCCGAGUUUGCAGAGCUUUUCCCAUCUACCAGACGACUUCUUAUCCAACACGACGACAGCACCCCCGACGGCAAUCUGAAUGUUCGGGUUGACACCGAGCUGCUUCUCUCCAAGGGUCGAAAGCUGAAGUUGACGCUCUUCCACCUGCGCAUGUGCGACCUCGGUGAGCGUCAAUUCUCACUCCGUCGAUAUCAUCGGCAGUCGGGUCGGGAAGUCUGCAACUCAAAGCGAAAAUAUCUGAAGCCUGCUGCCAAGCCAUCGCGGCCAGGCAAGAAGCUAGGUGGUGCUCUGAACAUUGUCAGUCUCAAGACAGUGGGCGUGAAAGGGAGACCCACCAAGAUCUCUCACGAACAUCAAGAAGAUGACUCCGACGACGAUCUUGAUCUCUUCACCGCUCAGGUCGGUGUGGAGGCCACCAUCCCCACCGAUACUAUCAGGAUCGAGUUCGCAAAUUACGCGCAGGUGGAGCUCCAGCGGUCCUGUGGAGAAGAGGGGGAGUCAUACGAUUUCGAGUAUUGGGGAGAGAAAUAUACCUGGAGACGAAAUGUAUUCGAAGAUGAAUCCGAAUCGGUCUUCACAUUCGAAUUGGUCAACUUAACCACUGGCGCUUGCCUGGCUCAUAUCACUCCCGACAGGUUAUCACCGAGGCAGAGUAGGCAUGAAGCUACUCAAGGGACUUGGGUGCCGCCGUGUAGCAUGCGAAUCAAGGAGAGGAACAUCUCGAGUGACCUGGGCGAUGUCAUUGUCGCAACGGGACUGAUCGCGCUCACCGACGAUUGUAUCCGACGAACCUGGCCUGAGACUCACCGCAACUAA